Molecule: messenger RNA, 1131 nt
Organism: Brugia malayi
Lineage: Eukaryota; Metazoa; Nematoda; Chromadorea; Rhabditida; Onchocercidae
Product: Collagen triple helix repeat containing protein, putative
Exons: 5
Coding region: 1-1131 (376 amino acids)
Cellular component (GO): cuticular extracellular matrix
Molecular function (GO): structural constituent of collagen and cuticulin-based cuticle
Source: RefSeq, a predicted model, not a curated record
AUGCAAAUUAUUAGAGAAAUAUCAAUGAAAUCAUUCAAAUUUAAUCGAAGACGACGACAAAUUUCACGAAAACUGCAAGAAAUUAAUUUUGAAAAUUCAAACUAUAUGGAAACAUUGGAAGAAAUUUCCUCACAAAUUAUUCCAACCAUUUAUAGUAAUAAUGAAGAAUUAGAAGAAAAUUAUCUUAGUUCAUCAAUUCUUAAAUGCUCGGUAAUUUAUGCAUGUCCAAGGGGUCCACCGGGACUUCCAGGAAAGAGAGGAGCAAGUGGAGAAGCAGGAAUUCCUGGUGUCAAUGGUCAUCCUGGCUUGCCAGGAAUAAUGAUUGGAUAUGUGACAUCAGAUUGUAUUAAAUGUCCGCCAGGUCCACCAGGUCAGAAAGGACCCGAUGGGGCCCGCGGUGAAGAUGGUAUACCUGGUAAGCCUGGUUUACCUGCAGCACUAAAUAUUCUUGGUCCACCAGGACCAACUGGUGAUCCAGGGCCUCCAGGUUUACCGGGAGAAGAAGGAGAACCGGGUAUGCCCGGUAUACCUGGUACACCAGGUACCAGGUACUUGAUUGGUGCUUCAGGACCGAAAGGACCAUCGGGACCACAAGGCCACAUAGGAGAGCCUGGAAUUCCUGGUGAACCAGGACUACCUGGCGAAAUUGGACCGAUUGGUCUUAUAGGAGAUGAUGGUGAACCUGGCUUAAGUGGAACACCAGGACUUGAUGGAAUGCCAGGAUCACCAGGAAUUCCUGGUAUUGAUGGUCAGUAUUGCAUCUGUCCAGCACGAAAUAAAACAACAACAACAAGAUUUUCACAUCCAAAACCACCAGCUUUUCAACCCAUACUAAAUCAACAUUUAAAUGACCUAGCGUACAACAAUACAACCGUUAAUAAUAAAAAUUCAAAAUUUAGUCCUUAUUAUCGCAAAAUGUUAGAAUCUAUAACAAAUCAUACUUCUACUUCUGAAUUUAAAUCAAUUUUAUUACCAAAACAAAUUACAUUUAAUCCAUUUCCUAUUUUGCAUUCAUCAUUUGUGACAAAAAAAUCUACUCCUAUUCAAUAUGUAGAAAAUUAUAAAUCGAGUUAUACGGUAACACCGUAUAAGUCGAUUGAUCAGAGAAUUAUCAAUAAAUCAAAAAACUAA